Molecule: messenger RNA, 3882 nt
Organism: Sphenostylis stenocarpa
Lineage: Eukaryota; Viridiplantae; Streptophyta; Magnoliopsida; Fabales; Fabaceae
Source: the annotation of a GenBank genome assembly
AUGGAUAUGAAUCAAUUGUUUGCUUCAAUUAAUCUGAUGAAUGUAUCUGAACACACUGUUAAAUGUGAUGUUUGCCUUCAGACUCCACCCCAGAUUGCAUCAGAUGGCCUAUGGGGAGGACAUAGCACAGAAGGGUCACCUUUAAGGUCAUCUAUGCCAGUCUUUCUACUUCAAGUCGUUUUAAUUUAUACUAUAACACGAGCUUUACAUUUCCCUUUGAAGAAGUUUGGUUUUCCUGCUAUGAUUUCACAAUUGAUGGCUGGGCUCAUUAUAGGACCAUCAUUGAACAUAUUGGAGAAAGAGAAGACAAUGAUGUUUCCUUAUGGAAGUCAAGAUACACUCGCUACAAUAGCAUCACUUGGUUAUAUGCUAUUUGUCUUUGAGAAUGGUGUAAAAAUGGAUUUUAGCAUGAUCACCAGAACAGGAAGACUUGGAUGGAUCAUUGCCCUUGUAGGGUUGUUAUUUCCUCUACUAAUGGGUUAUUCAUCUAUAGGAUGCAUUUCUGCAAUUAUAACCCGGGAUAUACCAGAAAAUGCGCAUUCAUCUGUUGUUAUAUUGAUGACACAGAACAUGAAUUCAUUUGCAGUGAUUGCUUCCGUCCUCAAUGACCUUCAAAUCCUAAACUCUGAACUCGGAAGAUUGGUAUUAUCUUCUGCACUGGUGGGUGACACAUUAAGUAAUAUACUUGUAGUUACAUCUGCAGUCUUUGAUAAAAACAAGGAGGUGAAUGCAAUUGGUGUAAAAUUGGUGUUCAUUUUCGUCCUAAUAAUCUUCAUUUUCUUUGUCUAUCGUCCGUUAAUGUUCUGGGUGAUUGAGCACACACCAGAAAGUCAAGAAGUGAAGGAUAUUUACAUUAACAUUGUCAUUGGGUUUCUCUUUGUUUUGGGUUGGUGUUCAAUGCUCUUCAAUCUAGAGUUCAUCCUUCUACCUUUCCUUUAUGGAUUGGCUACACCAGAUGGACCUCCAUUAGGAUCUUCAUUGAUUAAAAAGAUUCAUUUUUUUGGUUUAGAAUUUCUUAUGCCAAUCUUCGUGACUACAUGUGCAAUGAAGAUGAAUUAUUCCUUGGUAGAGCUCACAUCACCCAUAAUUAUAAGCACUACCACUAUCAUCCUUUCGGGUCAUCUAAUGAAAAUGAUAGCUUACAUAGCAUCCUCACUCUAUUUCAAGCUACCACGAAGGGAUGCGCUGGCUCUUGCCCUCCUUCUAAAUUGCAAAGGUGUUGUGGAAGUAGCCAUGUAUAGCUCUGCAUUGGACAAAAGAGACAUUCAACCAGCACAUUAUACGGUGAUUGUAACAAUGAUCAUGAUCUCAAAUAGCAUCGUUCACUUGACAGUGAAACGGUUGUAUGACCCUUCAAGGAAGUAUUUUGGUUUGCAGAAGAGGAACAUAUUCAAUUUAAAACUCGACACAAAUCUCAGAAUGCUAGUUUGCAUUCAUAAACAGCAUCACAUAAUACCUAUCAUCAGAGUUCUUGAUUUGUGUAAUCCUACACCAUUAUAUCCAAUCACUGUCGAUGUUUUGCAUCUAAUUGAACUAGUAGGGCGCUCCACCCCUAUUUUCAUUUCUCAUAGGAAGAAGAAAGAUGUUUCUUCUCACACAAGAAACUCUUACUCCGAGAAUAUCAUUCUUUCUUUCAAAAUCUAUGAAGAUGAAAAGUUAGGUGCAACAUCAAUAAACCCUUAUACAGCCAUAUCUCCACCUACUCUAAUGCACGAAGACGUGUGCUACCUUGCAUUGGAUAAAGUUGCAUCGAUCAUCAUUCUUCCUUUUCAUCGAAAAUGGUCCUUUGAUGGAAAAAUUGAACACGAGGACAAGACAGUGAGGUUACUGAAUUGUAGGGUCAUGGAGAGAGCUCCAUGCUCGGUUGGAAUAUUAGUGACUCGUUCAACUCAUCCAAAAGAUUCACCACUUCGGUUAGCCAUGAUCUUUUUGGGUGGAAACGACGAUAGAGAGGCUUUGUGCUUAGCCAGUAGAGCAGCCAAAGACUCUGGUAUUGUUAACCUUGUGGUAUAUCACAUUACAAGCAAAAAUGGAGAAGAAAUUGAAGACAUGGAGAGUAUGCUUGAUCGCGUAAUAUUGAAAGAUGCUGAAAAAGAAUGUUCAAGGUUGAAAAAUGUUGUUUUUAAGGAAAUAACAGUGGAGGGUGGUGCCCACAUAGCUUCUAUUCUUCGUCAAAUGACAGAUGAUCAUGACUUUUUUAUAGUUGGGAGACGCCAUGGUAUUGAUUGUCCUCAAACAAAGGGACUUCAUGAAUGGACUGAGUUUUCAGAAUUAGGUCUCGUAGGUGAUUUUCUUGCUUCUGCAGAUCUUGAUUGCAAAUCAUCUGUUUUGAAAACCCCCACAUGGACUUGGGCUUGGGCCGGGGCCGUCCGACCCGGGUUGUACAUUUGGGUUGAAAAGCUUGGCUUUGUUCAUUUUCCCUACAAAAUAACCGAAAUGGAAGCACAUCCAAACGCAGUCUCCAUGCUGAGAGGCAGAACUAUAGCACCACCUCCUCCACCAUUACUCAUCCUCAGUGCAAGGCUUUCGUCACCGUCACCGUCACCGUCACCGAUACUUUCAUCGUCACCCUCCGUUACUGCCUUGGAACCCACACUAUCGUGUUCUGCAACCCCGAAACCUUGGUUCCUCCGUUUUUCCUUCUUCUUCAAUUCUCAAACUCUUCAAACCAUGACGCUCUCCAAGUGCUUCUCUCACUCUGGGCCAACCGUUCCCAUUCCGAGCCCAUCCGGAUCCGGAUCCGGAUCCGAACCCGAACCCAAAUCCCCUCUCAUGGUGGUUUCCUUCUACAAAUUCGCGGAUUUCCCCGACCAUGCUCUCAUGCGAAACCCCUUGAAGCAACUCUGUCAACGCCUGCGUGUUUCAGGUGGAAUUAUUCUUGCGCCUGAAGGGAUCAAUGGCAGCAUAUGUGGGACUCCCGAUUCGGUGCAGGAUGUACUUGCAUUUGUGGAAAGUGAUGAUAGAUUGAAGGGGCUACGGCAAGCGGAAUCACCUGUCAGUCCUGAGGAUGAGGCCAUCCAUCAUGGACAUAGUCCCGCUUCUCCUCUUGCUGCGGGGGAAGAUGCACCCUUCCGAUGGGAUCAUGUGAGGGUCAAGUUGAAGAAAGAGAUUGUUACUCUUGGGAUGCCUACUGUGUCCCCUAUUGAAAGGGUUGGAAAGUAUGUUGGCCCAGAAGAGUGGAAUGCUUUGAUUAGUGAUCCAGAUACAGUGGUUAUUGAUGUGCGAAAUAACUAUGAAACCAGAAUAGGGAAGUUUAAAGGAGCAGUUGAUCCAUGUACUACAUCAUUUCGUGAAUUCCCAUCAUGGGUAGAGGAGCAUUUCCAACUUGACGAAACAUAUGAUGGUGAGCAUCCAAAAGUUGAGGUAAACAAUUCAGCCCAACCUGUUGAAGAAGAAAUGGACAAUAAAAAACAACAUAUGCCACGUGUUGCAAUGUAUUGCACUGGAGGUAUUCGUUGUGAGAAAGCUACAAGUCUACUUCUCACCAAAGGUUUCAAAGAGGUUUAUCACCUUGAAGGUGGAAUUCUAAAAUAUCUUGAAGAGGUUCCAGAGACAGAGAGCCUCUGGGAAGGGGAGUGCUUUGUUUUUGACAAACGAGUCUCUGUAGAGCAUGGCUUGGUUCCAGGAACUUUCAAACUCUGCUAUGGUUGUAAACAGCCUGUGAGUGAUGCUGACAUGGAAGCCCCGGAAUUUGAACAAGGAGUCUCUUGUCCAUACUGUUUUGCACUGAAAUCUGAUGAAGUGAAGGAGAGAGCUCGAGCUCGACAAAGACAAUUUGAGAGAUGGGGAAUCAUAGGUGGUCCAGAUAAGGGUCGCCGCCCAGCAACUCAGCAACCGGCAAGUGUUGGCAGUAAUUCAAAUCAGCUUUCACGUUCCAUUUAA